UGAACAGUGUUUAAGAGCUGCGGUGCUUUGUUUUCAGUUUUCGCGCGAGAUGAAUUGAUGCUUUUCAAUUAAAGCGACGGCGUGGUCUGUGCUGGUAAUAAUAAUAAUGAUGUGUCGGGGUGAAUUGAAGAAUUAGUUUGUUGUUGAAAUAUAGAGUCAUGGAAAAAUGUAAAGGCUAACAUUAGUGAACUGAAUACGUUUAGUUUACACACCGUCGGAUACUGCAAUAAGGAAUCUGAUAAUCAAGAUUGACCGGGUUUUAUUAUCAAUUGAGUGAAUGAUGACUCCAGAGUGGGACAUAAACGAUGCACACAUUCCCUUUGUGCAGGACGUUUCAUACGAUAACUUCAACGAUUGGGCAGAUGGGCACUGUCGAUAUGUCUACCUUCCAACAGACGACCAAGCUCGAAAGCACAUUUCAGGCUGGGCAAUGCGAAAUACCAAUAAUCAUAAUGUAAGCAUUCUGAAGAAAAGCUGCUUGGGGGUGCUUAUAUGCUCGGCCCGUUGCCGCCUUCCGAACGGAAGCCAAAUACAUCUUCGACCGGCGAUAUGUGAUAAAGCCCGCAGAAAACAGCAGGGCCGAGCGUGCCCCAAUCGCAACUGUAAAAAUGGCCGCCUAGAGGUGCUGCCCUGCCGGGGUCACUGCGGAUACCCUGUCACACACUAUUGGCGACACACAGAUAAAGCCAUUUUCUUCCAAGCCAAAGGCAGUCAUGAUCAUCCAAAACCAGAAUCGAAGACUUCGGGAGAAACAAGAAAGCUAGUUGGGGUUUCAUCAAAGACCAAGGCCAAGAAGCUAUCCGUGCUUUUACUGAGGGAUGCUGCACUUGAGAAUAAGCUUAUGUCGCUUAAAAACCAACCGACCAAACCGACCAAUAACGUUUCUGGGGAAAUUCUUCAACCACCUCCGUUGAUACCGGACUCCGAUAUAGACAAACCAAAAUGCCAAACUUGCUACAAACUUCAGUGUACAUGCAGAGCCGCUAAUGUUGGUUGUACUUUAUCCUCCAAAACCAACGAUACGCUCAACUCUAGCAAUGCGUUCCACGAUAAUGCCUAUGGAUGUUCGCAGCAGACCACGUGGUCUUGCUACCCAAACGCGCCCGAGAAUCAAAUCUACGAUACCUCUGGUUGUGUAGAUGGGCAAAACAUACCGGGAUAUUCAACAAACGGUAUUGAAAGCUUUCAACCGGACGAAAUUUUCCAACUGGAUCAGCCUCUAAGAACGACCAUUCAGCAACCAUCCAGCAUCAACCCUCCACCAACCACGCUCCUAGACCUUGGUAGCGGUGCAAUUUAUAAAAAGUGCAACCAAAUAACUCCAGAUUACUUUAUCGGAGGGAAUGGAAACUAUUUCGGUGACAAUUAUCUAGGCCAUGUGGGAGCUUGCGGUCCAGCGUUUGACAGCAAAAUGUCAACCCAGGGUAAUAUGUAUGCGAACAAACCAACAGGGUCUUCAAUCAGCCAUGCACCGACUCGCUCUACGUAUUCCUUAGACGUGGCAAAGAAUAUAAAAAAAGAAGUUGGAUCAAAACCUUACGAAUGUAACUUUGCUCAAAGGACACGAUACGACUGUGAUAAUCAAUUGGCUUGUAAGAAGGCUAGUAAGGUAAUCGGGUCUACGCAUGGCAACAAUAAUAAUAAUAGUUCCGGUGGCCAGUACGAAAGGACUCAAACUGCUUAUGGCCCAACAUGUGACGAAGUCAAUUACUGCUUCCAAAAUGAAACAGGUACUUAUCAGCAUAGCUACAACGUUAACUACGUAUCAACCAGUACUCUCCAACCGGAUAUGGCCAGCGGUAACUUAACGAACACCUAUUCUGAAGAUUGUUACCGUUAUCCUGGAAAUGGUUAUGCAAGAUCCGGACCCCAUGGCACCGGAAGUGGUUCCAACCUUCAACCAACGAGUUCUGAAGUUCCCAUUGCCCCGUAUGAGUUUUACUAA
Ochlerotatus camptorhynchus is the source of this 1945-nucleotide messenger RNA. RefSeq lists its product as uncharacterized. Bases 278 to 1945 code for a protein of 555 amino acids. Lineage: Eukaryota; Metazoa; Arthropoda; Insecta; Diptera; Culicidae. Gene Ontology annotation, biological process: gliogenesis; regulation of transcription by RNA polymerase II. The record is from RefSeq and is a predicted model, not a curated record. The transcript is spliced from 4 exons. Gene Ontology annotation, molecular function: DNA-binding transcription activator activity, RNA polymerase II-specific; RNA polymerase II cis-regulatory region sequence-specific DNA binding. Gene Ontology annotation, cellular component: nucleus.